Molecule: messenger RNA, 2205 nt
Organism: Scatophagus argus
Lineage: Eukaryota; Metazoa; Chordata; Actinopteri; Scatophagidae
Gene: mus81
Product: MUS81 structure-specific endonuclease subunit
Exons: 17
Coding region: 148-1968 (606 amino acids)
Biological process (GO): mitotic intra-S DNA damage checkpoint signaling; DNA catabolic process; double-strand break repair via break-induced replication
Cellular component (GO): Holliday junction resolvase complex; nucleus
Molecular function (GO): crossover junction DNA endonuclease activity; DNA binding; 3'-flap endonuclease activity
Source: RefSeq, a predicted model, not a curated record
GUCACUGUUGGUAUUAUCGACUUCUUUUUCCGGUCACGUGACUGUUGUCAACAAGGAAGUGCGCCGUGUCUUUGAAUACAAGGCGCCAGCUGCUGCUGCGCAGCCCUAAAAUAAGAGGUCAUAUUCACAAAUUAAAGGUACAAAGGGAUGCCAACGUCGGAGCCGGUCCGGUUGGGUCGGAAACGCGCCUUACCCUCCUGCCCGAAUCCGCUGUUCCUCCAGUGGCUCACCGAGCUCCGGGACGAGGCGAAGGAGAAGGGACUGAAGAUCCAGUACACGUACCAGAAGGCCAUCAGCUCUUUGAAUAAGUAUCCGUUACCGCUUCAAAACGCCAAAGAGGCAAAGAUUCUCCAGAACUUUGGAGACGGCAUCUGUAAAAUACUGGACGAAAAACUGCAACGGUACUACAGAGAGAACGGUCCAGACGCUCCGAGUCACACGCUCCCCAAAGGAGCGCCCCCUCCUGGCCGACAGGACAACAACAGCCUGGCUCCCUCCAGGAAGAAAAAUGCAGCUGGGGAUCAAAGAAAAGAGGGAGGUGGAGGGAGGAAGAAGAGGGAGUACAUCCCCCAGAAGAGGUCUGGGGGUUAUGCUGUACUGCUCACCCUUUACAGGCAGUCACAGAUCCCAGGCAGUAAAGGUUAUAUGUUCAAGAUGGAGCUACAGAGAGAAGCUCAGCCUCUCUGUGACAAGUCUUUCACUGUCACAGAUGUGGGCAGUAAGUACACUGCCUGGUCUUCAGUAAGCACUCUGAUUCAGAAGAACCUGGUGAUAAAAACCCACAACCCCGCAAGGUAUUCUCUGACAGAAGAGGGUCUGGCUUUGGCAGAACGACUCGAGUCGAUAAAAGACGGGACCGAAGAGGUGGACCGCGGGGAGGUCAGAAGUGAAGGGCAGGAGGAGGAAGAGGAAGACAGUCCUGGGGUUGUGGACCUUACGGGUAGCGAUGAUGACGAAGAAGAGGGAACACACCCUGCAGAGAGCCUGACGUGUGUCGUCCAGCCAAGAGGUGAGACUGAUGGAACAGCCCAGAAUUCACAGGCAACAAGCAGGAAACCGAACUUAGGAAGUCUUCUACCUGGAGCCUAUGAAAUUAUACUCUGUGUCGACUUCAUUGAGACAACAGGCGGCAGCCAACACCGUAAGCAGGAGCUGGUCAAAGAGCUUCAGAGAAAUGGAGUGAACUUCGAUGUCAGGAAGCUGAACGUCGGGGACUUCCUGUGGGUUGCCCGUGAAAAGGUUGAGCCUGUCCCAGGUCAGCUGCGAGCGCCCGCAGGCAGGGAGCUCGUCCUUGAUUACAUCGUUGAGAGGAAGCGGAUGGACGACCUCUGCGGCAGCAUCAUCGAUGGGCGCUUCAGGGAACAGAAGUUUCGACUGAAGAGGUGUGGUCUUCGCCGGCCCAUCUACCUGGUAGAGGAGUGUGGGACGGCGGCCUCCCACCUGAGUUUACCUGAAAGCACGCUGCAGCAGGCCAUAGUCAACACACAGGUGGUUGAUGGCUUCUUUGUGAAGAGAGUGCAGGAUGUGAGGGAGUCAGCGGCCUACCUCACCGUCAUGACGCGACACCUGACCAAACUGUACCAGAACUGUACGCUCAUCUGUCGCUCCAGAGAACUGGAGGGCGAUGGAGGGAGUGAUGACGACGACGGAGGGGGUCCCUCCUGCUCUCUCAUUUCCUUUGCAGAGUUCAACCACGGUGCAGUCAAAAACAAGUGUCAGACGGUGAGGGAAGUGUUUGCCAGACAGUUGAUGCAGAUCAGCGGUUUGUCUGGAGACAAAGCAGCCGCCAUACUGGAGCACUACAACAGUCCACACAGUCUUCUGACAGCCUAUGAACAGUGUGUGAGCGAGGCCGACAAAGAGAAACUCCUCUCCUCCAUCCGAUACGGGAAGCUCAAAAGAAACCUGGGUCCAGCUCUGAGCAGAACAGUGUGUCAGCUGUACUGUACUCAGGGAGCUCUGUCAUAGACGGCCGCAAACUCAAGCUGACUCACCUCGAAAUGUGAAUACGUACAUUUAGUCAUUAACUUUCACUUCCUACUUUCUUCCUUCCUACUACUACUUCCUACUAACAAUUUGACGAUGGAAAAUUACAUGACCAUGACCAUGUAAAAGAUGCUGCUAUAUUUUGAGUACUGUAAAAUAUUUUUACUUGUAUGAAGAAUGUCACUAAUGCACCAAUAAAGUUUAUUAUUUUGGAGAGUA